Trematomus bernacchii (emerald rockcod) is the source of this 9533-nucleotide messenger RNA. Its product is annotated as phospholipid-transporting ATPase ABCA1-like. The record is from RefSeq and is a predicted model, not a curated record. The transcript has 49 exons. Bases 197 to 7030 code for a protein of 2277 amino acids. Gene Ontology annotation, molecular function: ABC-type transporter activity; lipid carrier activity; ATP binding. Gene Ontology annotation, cellular component: intracellular membrane-bounded organelle; membrane. Gene Ontology annotation, biological process: lipid transport; transmembrane transport. NCBI's taxonomy places the organism in Eukaryota, Metazoa, Chordata, Actinopteri, Perciformes, Nototheniidae.
CGGAGGAGAGGAGAACAGCUUCUCCAGACACUGAGACACGGAGGACCAUCACAGAGAGCAGCUGGUUCACCAUUUAUAAGUUGUUCUCCAAGAAGGUUUGCAAUAUAUGAAAGGAGAAAGAGUGGAUAUUUACGUCGCUCGGGAUUAAGGACGUGAGGAGCUGGAGCGUGCUCAGUGAGGUUGGGAAGACGUCAUCAUGACUGUCUCCACUCAACUGGGUUUACUGCUUUGGAAAAACUUCACCUACAGACGGAGACAGACUGUCCAGCUGCUGAUUGAGAUCAUCUGGCCUCUGUUUAUCUUCCUCAUCCUGAUCUCUGUCCGAAUUCAUUAUCCACCCUACGAGCAGCAUGAAUGCCAUUUCCCUAACAAGGCUAUGCCCUCGGCGGGUACGUUGCCGUGGGUACAAGGCAUCAUCUGUAACGCCAACAACCCCUGCUUCCGUAAUCCCACCCCAGGCGAGAGUCCCGGGGUGGUGGGAAACUUCAAUGAUUCUAUAAUCUCCCGUUUGUUCACUGAUGCCCAGAAAAUCCUGCUCUACAGUCAGAAGGAUAAAAGCUACGAUGGCUACACGGGACUGCUAAGGGCUCUCAGAAAGAUGCAGGAGAACACUGCUCGUUUCAAGCUGAAGGACUUUUUGCAAGACAAUGAGACCCUUUCCCACUUCCUUCACAACAACGCCUCCCUUCCUCGUUACGUGCUGAAGCAGAUAGUGGAGGCUGACGUCAACCUGGAGAAGGUGCUGACUAAAGGUUUUGGCUUCCAUCUCAGAGACCUCUGUAACACAACGUCCCUGGAGGAAUUUGUCCACAUUGCUGAUCACAACGUUUCCCGUCAGAUUCAAGAAAGUAUCUGCAAUUCCACCAGCGAUUGGCUUGACAAGGCCCAGAGCCACUUCCUGUCCAACUUGGACUUCUUCAAACCCAUUCGGGAUGUGAGGUCGGACCCUAAAGUGGUCCAGGAAGUCUCAGCAGCGACCGACAGUCUUCUGGAGAGCCUGGGAGCAUUGGCCACGGAGCUUGCCAGUAUGAAGAGUUGGAAGGACAUGCGUAAGGAGAUCUUGUAUCUAACUGUGAACGCCACAGGAUCUCCAAACCAGAUGUACCAGGCCGUGUCACGUAUCGUCUGCGGACACCCCGAGGGAGGCGGCCUCAAAAUCAAGUCUCUCAACUGGUAUGAAGACAACAACUACAAGGCCCUGUUCGGAAACCAUGGCAACGACAGUGACAGUGACCACCCCUCAUCUUACGACAACACUUCAACUCCCUAUUGUAACAACAUGAUGCGUAGCCUGGAGUCCAGCCCCAUUUCAAGGAUGAUCUGGAGAGCUCUGAAGCCUCUGCUCAUGGGGAAGAUCCUGUACACCCCAGAUACUCCGGCCACACAGAGAAUCAUCCACGAGGUUAAUAAGACCUUCCAGGAACUCGGCCUGCUGAGGGACCUCGGAGGGAUGUGGGAGGAGAUGAGGCCCAAAGUGUGGAAUUUCAUGGAAAAUGGAGAGGAAAUUGAUAUGGUCAGGACGCUGCUCCAGAAUAGCGCCAGUGCCGCAUUCCUUAACAACCAGCUCAGUGGGACUGAGUGGCGUGUGUCAGAUUUGUCCGCCUUCCUGUCGAAAGUCUCAGAAGACAAAAGACCUGCAGGAUCCACCUACACUUGGAGAAACGUCUUCAACGAAACCGACCAGGCCAUUCUGACCAUCUCACGCUUCAUGGAGUGUGUGAACCUGGACAAGCUGGAGCCAGUAGCCAAUGAGGAGCGACUGGUCAACAAGUCCAUGGGUCUUCUGCACAACCAGAAGUUCUGGGCUGGAAUCGUGUUUCCUGACAUCGCCCAUGGCAACAGCACUGAACUGCCUCCCAACGUCAACUACAAGAUCCGCAUGGACAUCGAUAAUGUGGAGAGGACCAACAAGAUCAAGGAUGGUUAUUGGGACCCCGGUCCCAGGGCAGACCCCUUCGAGGACCUUCGUUACAUCUGGGGCGGAUUUUCUUACCUGCAGGACGUCAUCGAGCAGGGAAUCAUCCGAGCCAUCACUGGCACAAAAGAGAAGACAGGAAUCUACAUCCAGCAAAUGCCCUACCCCUGCUUUGUUGAUGACAUGUUCCUGAGGGUGAUGAGUCGGUCCAUGCCUCUCUUCAUGACCCUGGCGUGGAUGUACUCUGUGGCCAUCAUCAUCAAGGGCGUCGUAUAUGAGAAGGAGGCCCGCCUCAAAGAGACCAUGAGGAUCAUGGGACUGAAUAACGGAACCCUGUGGCUGAGCUGGUUCAUCAGCAGUUUGAUCCCACUUCUGAUCAGCGCCGGCUUGUUGGUGGUGUUAUUGAAGAUGGGCAACCUGCUGCCUUACAGUGACCCAGGCGUAGUGUUUAUUUUCCUGGCAUCCUUCGGCAUUGUUACCAUCAUGCAGUGUUUCCUCAUCAGCACUCUCUUCUCUCGCGCCAACCUGGCAGCCGCCUGCGGUGGCAUCAUCUACUUCACCCUCUACCUGCCCUACGUGCUGUGUGUCGCCUGGCAGGACUACGUGGGCUUUGGAGCAAAACUCAUUGUGAGUCUGCUCUCUCCUGUGGCGUUCGGUUUUGGCUGUGAGUACUUCGCCCUGUUUGAGGAGCAAGGGGUGGGCAUCCAGUGGUCCAACUUGCUGGCCAGCCCCCUGGAGGACGACAGCUACAACCUGACCACCUCCAUCUCCCUCAUGCUGUUUGAUGCUGUGCUCUACGGAAUAAUGACCUGGUACUUUGAAGCUGUGUUCCCUGGUCAGUAUGGGAUCCCCAGGCCGUGGUAUUUCCCUUUCACUAAGUCGUACUGGUGUGGAGAGAAAGAAAACCCCAACAUCUCCACCCCUCUGUCAAAGAAGGGCAACGCUGAAGUUUGUAUUGAGGAAGAACCAAGCCACAUCGAGCCAGGUGUUUACAUCGAGAAUCUGGUGAAGGUGUACAGCCAUGGAAACAAGCUGGCUGUAGACGGGCUGUCCCUGAGGUUCUAUAAGGGACAGAUUACCUCCUUCCUCGGACACAAUGGAGCUGGCAAGACCACCAUUAUGUCAAUCCUCACAGGGUUGUUUCCACCCACAUCUGGCACCGCCUAUAUCCACGGGAAGGACAUCCGCAGCGAACUCAGCACCAUCAGGCAGAAUCUGGGCGUCUGUCCGCAGCACAACGUACUUUUCAGCAUGCUGACAGUCGAGGAACACAUCUGGUUCUACGGCCGUCUGAAGGGGCUGUCCGAGGAAAAGGUGAAGGCAGAGAUGGAACAGAUUGUGAACGAUGUCGGACUGCCUCACAAACGAAACGCUCGCACCCACACCCUGUCUGGAGGGAUGCAGAGGAAGCUUUCAGUGGCCCUGGCUUUUGUUGGGGGUUCAAAAGUGGUGAUCCUGGAUGAACCUACUGCUGGAGUCGAUCCCUACGCACGCAGGGGCAUCUGGGACCUGCUGCUCAAAUACAGACAAGGCCGCACCAUCAUCCUCUCCACCCAUCACAUGGACGAAGCUGACAUCCUGGGUGAUCGCAUCGCCAUCAUCUCCCACGGCAAGCUGUGCUGCGUAGGCUCCUCCCUCUUCCUGAAGACCCAGCUGGGCACGGGCUACUACCUGACCCUGGUCAAGAGAGACUACGACCUGGCGCUUCAGUCCUGCAGGAACUCUGCCAGCACCGUGUCCUACAUCAAGAAGGCCGAGAAGGAGGACAGCGUAUCAGAAAGCAGUUCAGAUGCUGGUCUGGGCAGCGAACCGGAGAGUGAAACCACCACUAUUGAUGUGUCGCUUAUCUCCAACCUGAUAUUCAAACAUGUCAAAGAGGCUCGCCUGGUUGAGGACCUUGGCCACGAAAUCACCUACGUCUUGCCCUACGAAUCUGCUAAAGACGGAGCCUUUGUCGAGCUUUUCCACGAGCUGGAUGACAGACUCACCGACCUUGGAAUAUCCAGCUAUGGAAUAUCUGAUACCACCCUGGAAGAGAUUUUCUUGAAAGUUGCUGAGGACAGUGGAGUGGAUGCUGUUGAGCUUUCAGAUGGAGUCGUUCCAACCAGGACUCGUCGCCAUCAUGCAUUCGGAGACCACCAGAGCUGCCUGAAGCCCUUCACUGAAGACGACUUUGAUUUCAAUGACUCUGAAGGUAGGCCUUCACUACCCAGGGUUCAAUUCAAUGAAUCCCGUGAGACUGACUGGCUCAGUGGGUCAGAUGGAAAAGGCUCAUACCAGGUUAAAGGCUGGAGUCUGAAGAGACAGCAGUUUGUUGCUCUCCUCUGGAAACGAUUCCUCUACGCUCGGCGCUCCAGGAAAGGCUUCUUUGCUCAGAUUGUUCUCCCGGCCGUGUUUGUGUGUAUCGCCCUGAUAUUCAGUCUGAUUGUCCCUCCGUUUGGAAAGUACCCAAGUCUGUCUCUGGAUAACAGCAUGUAUGGAGAACAGUUUACCUUCAUUAGUAAUGACAUACCUGAAGAUCCUCACAUCAACAAACUACACAGCGCUCUUACAGAACAGCCAGGAUUCGGGACACGUUGCAUGGAUGGACAACCCUCACCGGACAGUCACUGCACUGAAGUUGGGGACGAGUGGUCGGCCCCUCUGGUCUCUCAAAGUGUGAAGGAAAUGUUCGACAAUGGCAACUGGUCUAUGGAGAAUCCCUCCCCCAUGUGUGAGUGCAGCUGUGAAGGACGCAAGAGGAUGCUCCCCGAGUGUCCCGCUGGAGCCGGGGGGCUUCCACCACCAGAGAUGAAGAUCAGUGAGACGGACACUCUUCAGAACUUGACUGGCAGGAACAUCUCAGACUAUCUGGUUAAAACCUACGCUCAGAUCAUUGGCAAGAGCCUAAGGAACAAGAUUUGGGUCAACGAGUUCAGAUACGGUGGGUUCUCGCUGGGCGCCAGGAGUUCUCAGCUUUCAUCCCAUGCAGAUCAGGUUGAUGAAGCGAUCGCUCAGCUGAAGAGACGUUUCCGCCUGGAGAGAGGAACUGCAGCGGAUCGUUUCUUUCAUAGUCUCUCCAAUUUUAUGCAAGGGUUGGACACCAAGAACAACGUCAAGAUCUGGUUCAACAACAAGGGCUGGCACAGCAUCGGUUCUUUCCUCAAUGUGAUGAACAAUGGCAUCCUGCGGGCCAAUCUGCCAUCCGACAAAGACCCCACUAAGUUUGGCAUCACUGCCUCCAAUCACCCGCUCAACCUCACCAAGGAGCAGCUGUCCCAGGUCGCAUUGAUGACGACAUCAGUGGACGUGCUGGUUUCCAUCUGCGUGAUCUUCGCCAUGUCCUUUGUCCCUGCCAGUUUUGUGGUCUUCCUCAUCCAAGAGAGAGUAAACAAAGCCAAGCACAUGCAGUUCAUCAGCGGAGUGCAGCCUCUACUUUACUGGCUGGCCAACUUUGUCUGGGAUAUGUGUAACUACGUCGUCCCAGCCACACUGGUCAUCAUUAUCUUCAUGUGUUUCCAACAAGACUCCUACGUCUCCUCCACCAAUCUGCCCGUGCUGGCGCUGCUGCUGCUGCUCUACGGAUGGUCCAUCACCCCUCUGAUGUACCCGGCCUCGUUCUUCUUUAAGAUCCCCAGCACGGCCUACGUGGUUCUGACCAGCGUGAACAUACUGAUAGGAAUCAAUGGCAGCGUCUCCACAUUUGUACUGGAGCUGUUUGGAAGCAAUGAAAUCGGUGGCAUCAACGACAUCCUGAAGAACGUGUUCCUCAUCUUCCCUCACUUCUGUCUGGGCAGAGGACUGAUCGACAUGGUGAAGAAUCAGGCAAUGGCCGACGCUUUGGAGAGAUUUGGUGAAAACCGGUUCCGCUCCCCUCUGGCCUGGGACAUGGUGGGCAAGAACUUGUUUGCAAUGGCUAUACAGGGAGUGGUCUUCUUCACCAUCACCAUCCUCAUUCAGUACCACUUCUUCUUCAAGGCCAGGUCUUCCACCAGUCAUCUGAAGCCUAUUGGAGAGGAAGACGAGGACGUGGCCAGAGAGCGGCAGAGGAUCCUGAACGGAGGAGGACAUUCAGACAUCCUGGAGAUCAAAGAGCUCACCAAGAUCUACAAGAGGAAACAGAAGCCGGCAGUGGAUCGGCUGUGUGUUGGCAUCCCCCCCGGAGAGUGUUUUGGAUUGCUAGGAGUGAAUGGGGCAGGGAAAACCAGCAUCUUUAAAAUGCUGACAGGAGACUCCACAGUCACCGGGGGAGAGGCCUACCUGGCUGGCAAGAGUGUGACUUCAGAGAUAGACGAGGUGCAUCAGAACAUGGGCUACUGUCCUCAGUUUGAUGCCAUCAACGACCUGCUGACCGGCAGAGAGCACCUCGAGUUCUACGCCAUCCUGAGGGGAGUGCCCGAGAAGGAAGUCUGCGAGGUGGCAGAGUGGGGCAUCCGUAAGCUGGGUUUGGUCAAAUAUGUGGACAAGUCAGCAGGCAGCUACAGUGGAGGCAACAUGAGGAAACUGUCUACUGCCAUCGCUCUCAUAGGAGGACCGCCUGUAGUCUUUUUGGAUGAACCAACGACAGGCAUGGAUCCUAAAGCACGGCGCGCUCUGUGGAACGCCAUCCUGAGCAUCGUCAAGGAGGGACGAUCUGUAGUCCUGACCUCUCAUAGCAUGGAGGAGUGUGAAGUGCUUUGCACCAGAAUGGCCAUCAUGGUCAACGGCAGGUUCCGCUGUCUGGGCAGUGUGCAGCAUCUCAAAAACAGGUUUGGGGAUGGCUACACCAUCAUCCUGCGGGUGGCGGGCCCAGACCCGGACCUCCGGCCGGUGAUGGAGUUCAUCGAGCGGGAGCUCCCAGGCAGCAAUCUGAAGGAGAAACACAGAAACAUGCUGCAGUACCAGCUGCCCACCUCCCUCACCUCGCUCGCCCGCAUCUUCUCCCUGCUCUCUCAGAACAAGGACACCCUGAGCAUAGAGGACUACUCCGUCUCACAGACAACUUUAGACCAAGUGUUUGUCAAUUUCGCCAAGGACCAAAGUGAUGAGGACCAUUUGAAAGACGGCCUUCUACACAAACGGGACGCUGUGGUAGUGGACAUUUCACAGCUGAACACUUUCCUAAAGGACAACACGACCAAGGAGAGCUGCGUCUGAUUCCACAUACCAUCAGGGGGAGUUGCUACGCUUUCCCCCCCCUCCCCCCUCCCAGCAAACAUUGACCACUAACCUGCAGGGGGGAGGAGAACUUUGUUCAUUUUUUAUUUCAAUUUUUUAGUCUUUUUUAAUUGUUAUCAUUUCUCAGUGGACCUGCACUUCAGCGCACAGCCUCUUAAAAAAGGCAGAGGCUGCAGGUAUUGUGACACUGAAACAAUGCAAAUCAAUGCAAGAAAUAUAUAUGAAUAUAUUUAAGAAGAUAUUCCUGUGAGGGUCGAGACCGGUGCUUCUCCUUCACUAGAUGGACAGAAAGAAAGAAACACUUGAAGCGACAGCAGGAUUUAAAUGCUGCACAGGACUGAAGGCUUGGAGCCGCGCUGGUCCCUCAGUGGACACGGCAUGUGGGAUGAAGGAAGGAAAUAUCUCUAGGUUUUUUAUCUCAGUUCCUAAAAGUAGUCAGCAGUAGUCCGUGGGACUGUGUAUGUGCUGCUCUCUAUCGUGAAUACACGACAGCGUUAAACAAAAAACUAAAAAAACUGUUCAGAUCAUUCACUGCCAACGGCUAAAAAGACGGAAUGACUAUUUUUAUAUUCAGGGUCAAAGCUCUCUCGGUCUCUCUUUAUUACCAAGUGCAGUUGUUUUUAUCUUGAAAAUUAUGGUAAAAAAAAAUCACAAUCCAAUUACUUUCAAUCAUAUACAUUUUUGCUAAUUCUGUUAUUGAAAAUAAUUUAAUUCUAAUAGACAAAUGUAACCUCUUUGGAGUUUUUAUUUUUCCUUUCUUGGAUAAUAAUUAAGAUUGAUAACCAAGUUGUCUUUUUAAUUUGUUUUAAUUUGUGUCCUUGACAUUGUCCAGAACAGUGCCUAUACUGUACCAUGGUGGAGAGAGAAAUCUGAGCACUCCAUUAAAACAACAACAAUGUAUGUAGGCUGCCCAGGAAUGUAUAAGACAGAUACCAACAGGCAUCGAAGCACAAAAAAGGGGCUUUUUGUGAAGAUGAUGAAUGAUGCUUGACUGUUCAAAAACAAAAAAAACUAAAAUAUUGUGGUUGCUUGAUGUCUGUACAAGAUGUGCAGUUUGCUACACUGGCUUGUUUUUACUCGCCCUGCUCUCUUCGAAAGAACUGAAUGCUAAACAGAGUCGAUUGCAAGAUGACCAUCACAAACUUGCAGCUGUGACUUCAAGAGAAAGUUGAAAGGAAAUGUGAACUGGUUAUGGAAAGUUCCUUGGAAAUAUUAUACUGCAUGCUUUCCACUGGGCCACACACUAGACUAUCAGCACUUCUGUGUGUGUGCCGGAGCAUGUCGUGGGAUCAGCUUGUAAAUGGACGGGUAACAACUGAAUUGUGCUUCAUUGUUGUGAGAUUACUGGCACAUAUAGAGUCUAAAUCCAAAAAUAUGUUGUAAAAGAGAAAUAGAAAAGUCUGUAUCAAAAUGUGGCUUCACUGCUACUCGACUUGUCUAAGAUCUAAAGAUGGUAACUGGUGCUUUCAUGCUUGCCUGUGUGACGGCAGCAUGGCAGCAUUUCAGACCUGAGCCAGCACCGAUGUGGAUAUUAUGUACAGUAGCAACUUUGUGAUGUCAAGUCAGAAAAAAACGUUACCAGUGGAGUGAACAAACAGUAUCUGUGCCAAAUGGAGCUGAAUAUAUAUCUUUGAUCAACCAGCAUAACAUGGAGGAUGCGACUAUUUUGUAAAGUUUAAGUUGUGCUUUGAUUUAAGUUCUCUAUCCAUUGUCAGCAGCUCGAUACAGAAAGCACAUAUUAUGUCCAAUGUGUGCUCCAUCGUACAACUCUAUCCGUUUUUCUAUCUAUUCGUCAUGUUGCCAAAUUCUAAACUUCCUGUCUGUCCUCAUUAAUAAGCUGCCACACUUACUGUACUGUCAAAAACUCAAAUGUUCAGGCUUGAGGUUGAGCUACUUCAAACAAAUGUUGUUUCCAAUGCUACAUUAAAGAAGCCAGGCUACACAUAAACAGGGACCAUGUGAAUUAGAGUUGUGCUUGUAAUGCUUUAUAGUCCAAAAAAUCGUAUCCAUGGUUUCCAUUAAUGACAGAUUGUCAUUACGGGUCAUCUGUGUCAUAUACAAAUCGUGGAACGUACCAAAAUCCUCAUCUAAAUGUGAGCACUUUAUAGACUUCAUAGCCUGUUUUGUCAAAGAUGUAAAAGUAGGGAUUUGGGUAUGUUAAAUUAGGCAUUUUAAAACAAAUCUCUGAACUGGAACACAGGUAUAAUCCAGAUGCAAUGAUGCUACACCACUGCAUUAGGAACAUUUAGUUUGAAACUUGAAAUCGAGAACGAAGGCUUAUAUGUUAAUGAGAAGAUAAGUGGAACAGCGAAACGCAAAGUAAGAUAGAGACAAAACUACAGUCGGGAUUUUUCUCUUCUCGUGCUCAAUAUUAUUAUUUGUUUACAUUUUUAAGUAUUAAACAGCUGUUUGAGUCUGUUACGCAUUGUGUAUAGUUACUCUUUACAUUGUGAAAUAAAAAAUUCAUACAUUUUGAAAAAAA